Molecule: messenger RNA, 1494 nt
Organism: Thlaspi arvense
Lineage: Eukaryota; Viridiplantae; Streptophyta; Magnoliopsida; Brassicales; Brassicaceae
Source: the annotation of a GenBank genome assembly
AAUACGCGAAGCAACGAUGCAAAUAAUGGUCGAUCAAAUGCCGGAGGAAGUCGUUCAAAGCGUAAAGAUAAAUCAACCGAUGAACCCAAAUACAUAUGGAAUUCUAGAUAUACCAAAAUUUUUCUCGAACUAGUAAACAACGAGCUGAAAGCAAAAGGUUACGUCAUAAGAUUGCCGGACAAUCCUGGCAAGAGACGAGUUGAAGAGAAAUUUUAUGAAAUGACUGGAGUUAAGUUGAGUUGGGAACCAGAAAUGAAAAGCAGAAUCAACUUUAUGCGAAAAUUAUGGCACCAUUACAGCAUAUUAGUUAAUCGCACCGGUGUUUCAGCUGAUUCUACAAUCGGAAAGAUAAAUAUGUCAGAGGGUUGGUGGAACGACAGAAUUGCGGAAUUUGGGAACAAUGGCAAAUUCGUACGAGUGUUGCAAAGUAAGCCUCUUCCGUUUAAAGAGCUACUCGAUCAAAUCUAUAGUAAACAUGACGUGGAGCAGGAUGAUCGUUAUUCGCCACACACUCUUCGCACACACCUCCAACAAACACUAGACGAGGGAGCUAGCGAUGAUGAUAUAGGUGUGGAAGAAACUGCAGAAGAUAAUACGACUCAAAUUCCUUUGGAUUUAACAUCUGAGGAUGAGUUUCCGCGAUCUGGUCAAUCACCAACACCCACUACUAGAGAACGUGUACGGAGCUCACCAUCCCGUACAAAUAGAUCAAGCUUGCGUGUUCGGAAGGCUACUACUACACGUACAAAUCGAAGAAGGAUCCACUUUGAGACGCAAGUUCAAGCAGGCUUUCAACGCCUUGAAGAGUCUCGUACGGGUUUAUUGGAUGUCUUACGUUCGCGACAUAAUCCAAAAGCAACUUUUGGAGAUGCUUUGGUUGUGUUAGAAUCGUUGACGGUUGAACCAAUGGGAAAAUUUUGGUGGGCAGCAAAUAAGUUGUUGCUGAACGAUGAAGAUGCUCGUGAUGGGUUCGUGAAAUUACGGAGUGAAGACAAUAAAAUUCAGUUCUUGGAAAAGCUUACUGACAUUGAUAGAUAUGGUCUACCAUGUGAUAUUAUCAAUUUGAAAGGGCCAAACAGUUUCACGACUCCUUAUGUUCCGGCCACACAUUCACAAAUGGCAGGAACAGACACUAAUGCUUCUUCAAGUUUUGGCGCUAGAUAUGGAUUGUUUGAAACAAAACUUCGUAUAGCAGAGUUACAUCUACGUGGCAUUGAAAAUCUAUCCGACGAAGAAAUUGCAGAGCUGAUAUUAUUGGAAGAAGCUGAAAUUUUAGAGACUCAUAUCUCUCCGGUGAUAGAAUAUUAUGGAAAAUAUUUCUGUAAAAAACCAAUGCCUAAAGACACAGGCAAAGGAUGGCGCAUAAUUCAGGAUCAAAUCUACGACAAUGAAGCUUCAUAUGAAACCGAAGCUGGAACUUAUAUAAGGAUUGUCCGUGAUAAAAUUGCUGAGGAUAUGUGGCUCGAUAGUCGACGUAGUUUUCGAUAUCGACGU